CACCUCGGGCUGAAGUCACGUGCUCCACCGCCUAGUGUCUCUCGGCGUUUCUACACCAUCACAAAUCAAACUCUCAGUCAGCGCCGGGCGGAGAGGGAAGCCGAGAUGAGCGGCGGAGAGGCGUGUGCUGCACAGACAGAGAGCCCCCAAGACGCCAGCGGGCUAUUCACUGUGAACAUCUAACAGAUUACAUCCGCUGCAGCUGGCCUUUCUUUUUCUUCUUUUUCUUUUUUCUUUUUCUUUUUUUUUUUUUUUUUUUUUUUUUUGGUACUGAUUCCUGAACUCAUCGGAACAGGACAGGAGAUGAGAUUCACACAGACCCGGAGAUCUCCGCCUGGUUCCAAGCAGUCCGCCAGCGUUCAGCGGUGCGUUGAGGGGGUCCGGGGCACAGAGCGCGCAGCCCAGAGCCGCUCCACCUCAACUGUGGACUGAAGACAGUUGCCUUUCUCUUCCUAAAGCGCACUUUUGUUCUGCUGGAUUCUGGACUAAGGUGGGGGGGAUACCAUGAGGGCUCUCUCAGCAAACUUGUUCGCUGUGCUCCUACUGUGUGCCCUUGCAAGUGUUUUCUACGUGUGGAGCGCGCUGGAGAAUCGCUUGGAGCGACACAAACGGGGCUUCUCCGUGCCGGACGGGGGGUCCUUUCAUCAAGGUCCUUCAGAAGACCUUUCUGCCAAAACUUUCCGAGCGCUCCUUGCUGUUCCAGUUGCACAAAGACAGAACUCGGCGGGCAGAUCGAAGGCUCAAAACCUCACCACCCCAUUUGGCUUCGUGGGAAGUCGAGAUUAUCAUGUGAAUGGGGAUGACGAGAGGUCAGCGCAACGGGAGGGUCCGGUCAAUUUAGGCUACCCAGUGGAUGAUGGGAUAUUCUGGAGCAACUGGCUGGAAGACCUCCUCCCCGUGAGAUUCACGGAGGGAUACGCCGAGGCUUGGAGGAGCAAGGCAAGGACAUCAGCGGUGGUGAAGCUGGAGCCUGGAUGCGGCAGGAUAUCCAAUCAGCUGGCCACGUUUGCAGACGGGACGAAGGCGUGUGUGCGCUACGGAAUCAACGCGGACCAGGUGCAGGGGGAAACUCUGACAUACUACCUGGCCAGCCUGCUGGGCAUCACAAAUCUGCCUCCACUCGUACUGUCACAGCUUAACGGCGACAGUGCGCAAUGGCUGACCGUGAGGACGCGGGUAAAUAAUUUGCAGUGGAACGAUCGGGCUAUUGUGUCUCUCACAGAGUGGAUUUCCAACCUGACCGGAGUGAUCACACCUGCGCCCCUCAGACAGGAGAGCAGCGGGCUGCUUCCUGCUCUCAGGUGCUUCGAGAACAAAACUACGGCAGAGCUGCUGGAGCUGAUGCAGUGGAGCGACCUGGUCGUGUUCGACUACCUGACUGCGAACUUCGACAGGCUUGUCAGCAAUCUGUUCAGCCUGCAGUGGGACCCCCACGUGAUGGAGAGGGACACCAACAACCUGCUGAAAACGCCCCACGGGGACCUGGUGUUCAUAGACAACGAGGCCGGACUCGUGCACGGCUUUCGGGUGUUGAACAUGUGGGAGAAAUAUCACCAUUCAGUCCUGAGCUCCGUGUGCGUGUUCAGGAAAAGGACUAUGCAGCGCGUGGCGGAGCUGCACAGGCGCAGAGACUCCAGGCAGAGGCUGCUCGAUCUCUACAGAGACAGCGAGCCUUUGUCUCAGGAACUGGGAUUUCUCUCUGACGAGCACGCUGCUGUGCUCCAAGACAGGAUAGAUCAAUUGCACAAACACAUCAUGCAAUGCAAAGAAAAGUACGAUCAGCCGUGAGCACCAAGGGCGCACAGGUGAUAGAUUGGCAUGGCAAGUCAUUAAUGACAAACAGUGGUGCUCAGGACGCAAUACAAUGUGAAAACCCUACCAGAAAACCGUAUUUGAAAACUCUUCUUUUCUCUGAAGAGUUUUUUUUUUUCUUUUCAAGAAAUUGAAAACGAAAUUAAGCUACAUUGUUCGGCUUGUGUAAUAUGUUCAUGGUAAUAGUAAAAGUUUACAAAGGCCAGCUGAUGUCAAGAAAGUUGGUAUCAAUUGUGGUACGUUUGUCCUAUUAUAAUUUUCAAAUGUGUUGCUGUUGUUUUAAAGAAAAAUAACUUUUAUUAAUAUCUAUAUAAUAAAAGUUGAAGCAGUUAAUUGAAGCAACUGCUUUAAUGAAGGCGUAAGUGGUGGAAAAAUUGCCAUUCAAUGGCAUGCUGGAUGUUUUUAGUCCUCAUGAACAGUUUUUUUACUGCACAACUGUGUGACAUAAAAAGAAAAGGUUUAUUGACCAGAUAGAUCGCUUUGUUUUCAUCGGUUGUUAACACAACUUCAUUUCACAGUUUUUCAAAAUGGCAUUCAAUGACUGGAUAAAACAUGUAAAAUAUGGGAUUCUGGUGGGGAUCUUACAGUGUCCUGAUUUUGAAUGGUGAAUUUUAUUUUAUUUUAUUUAUUUUUAUUUUUUUAACCAAAUAGUACACCAAUGUUUGACACUAAUGGAAUGCCAUAGACGAUUUGCACGGUAUGAUGAGCUUUGCAAAACCAAUGCCUGUUACACAAAGCUGAUUUGAAUAUCCAACUGAACUACCUCUUGUGAAUAGAAUGUGUUGCCUACUUUAAAUAUAAGUCGAGUUUGAAAAAUGUUCAGAAGCUUCCCGCUGAGAUUUAUGCCUCUCUGAAGUGGAGAUAAUGUGGCCAAUUUGAGUUAUUUAUUUUUCUUAAUUUGCUGAACAUUUGCUGACUGGAAUAUGAACAAAUGUAAAGAUGAUCUGCUGUAGACCUGUUUGUGAUUAGGUUACCAUAAUAAAGUCCUUAAAGAGAUAGCUCAGAAUUUUUACAGUGAGGUUAAAAACUUAUCAGCAGUUAAUAUCUCUGAUGUAUCAGAUAACUUUCAUAGUGUCUUCACUUUGCAAAAAUAAGAAGUGAUUUUCUCUGGAUCCUGAAGCUAAUGGCUACUCAGAGAGGGAUCAAGAUCGAAGUGGGCUCCCACCCUUUUAAAAUCAGAGUCCAGUCUCGAAAGUGUCACAGUAGUUUAUGAAAAUUAUUUUUUAUAAACAUUUAAGCUGUCAUCAUGUCUGUAUGGGGAAGUUAUUAAGAUGAAAGCUGUUGAUUUCUUUCAGUGUAAGAAAUAAGGAAAUCAUGGAGUGUCCUGUCUCCAGGAGAUUGUGCACUUCAGAACAUCUUCCAUGUGAAAUGCAUGCUAAGAACACAACAUGUUACUCCUUUUCUGGUUAUUUUAGUAUUUUAAUCAUUUUAAGAUGUUAGAAGCCCACUUCUGCUUGACUCCUCUUGACUUUUUUAUAUGACACUAUAAGAGUUUUCUAUUUUACUAACGAUGUUAACUACUCAUAAGCUUUUUGCAGAAUAUCACUUUUAAGAAUCAGAACUUAAAAGUUCUGAUUCAUACCCUUAUGUUGUGUUUGAAUAUUUGCCUUGUGUUUAAAUAUCCAAGUGACAUAUGCCUACUCCAAAGCCUUAACCUAUGUUGAUUCUUCUUCAGUAUUGUAUUUCUGUUCACAUUAGCUCGCUUUUUAUAGACAGUAAUUUGCACACAUUGUAAUAGAUAGCACCUGCACUCGUGUCAAUGUGUUAAUAUUCAGCCUUAAAAGUCACAGGUGUGUCAUAUCUAUUGUGCAUUUGUUGCUUCUGUUGUAAAUAUUGUCUGACAACAAGUUUUGAUGCUAAACUGACUUAAUGUGCAUUGUGACAUUCCAAAAUUGUGUCCUUUUUUGAACAAAGAAAUACACAAAAUGUAUUUUACAACAUGUGUUUUGUACACAGAAUAUACCCAAAAGCAUUAAAAUCACUGUGGUGUAGUAUAUGUAGAGUCUGGGAGUGGGGAGUUAGUGUGAAAGUCUAUUUAGUCUUUGUAUUUUGCAGGUACAAUUUUUCACAAAAGCUUGACUGUUGGCCACAUGCUUGUAACAACACAAAUCUCUUUAAUCCCCCUUUUAUAAUCUCUACUAGAAUGAUGAGCUAAAGUAUACUGACUCUUUGGGACAUAUUUGAAAAAGGGUUUUAGUGUUCCCUAACUAUAACUUCCCUUUAUUUUUUUAAAUUGUUAUGCUUUGGUCAAAGAUUAGAAAUGGUUACUGAUCCAGAUCAAUAAUAGUUUGUGUUUUAGGUUCAAUCUAUUGACCUAAAAGGGAAGCACGCUCAGAGAGGAUUGGAUUGAACACUUCACAAUUAAUGAGAGCAGUGUUUGUAUUUUUUAGCAGCAUGAUUUUGGAAUUUUAAAUUUAUUUCCUGAGUGAAUAACGUCACUACUUCACUUUCCAUCAUUUUGUAGGCCCUGUUCUGUGCCUAAUUUCUGUUUGUCAAGCACAUCCAAAGAAUUUUGAAGGCUUAAUCGUCCACUAUUGUGCUGUCAUACCGAUAAUUAUUCCGAUGUUGCUUCCCUUACUAGAUUAAAUGGUGCAGCACUAACUGUUUCUGCAAUAUCAAAUUUCUUCAUCUCUUUCAAAUUGUGGGUAUUUUUGGAACUUGCAUCCUUUGUGUCAAUGAUUUGUGGUUAUUUCACAACAGAAAUGUAGGCAGGUGCAACUGGACUAGUUUUUUUUCCUCUAUUAGUUUCCAGACUGUGCCUCAGCUGGGAAAGGGACUUAAGGAUCAAUAUGUGCACUGACUGUAGUAUGGGCGAAAGCAGGUCAUGUUAAUGAGCUGGGUGAGGGGUUACAUGUGAAAAUUUGUGUCUCGGUGGGGAUUUUGCAAUGACUGCACUUGCAGCUGGGUUUGGUGCUGUAAGGAUGUCUGUUCAUGCUCUACAGAGAUUUUGCAGCUAGCUGCACAUACUAGGGAUUAAAAACAAUGCCAAACAGAGGUCUUCACAUCUGAAGCGCACUUCCUAUCCUCCUUCUGUGUUGUAUUCUCUCUCUCGGUAUUUCAUCCACAUCACAACCAUUUCUCCAGUGCAUUUGCAUUCUUUUAAAACAUUAUUGUCAGCUUCAUUUGUGAAUAAAAGAGAGAAUGAAAGUUUAA
Poeciliopsis prolifica (blackstripe livebearer) is the source of this 4965-nucleotide messenger RNA. RefSeq names its product four-jointed box kinase 1 (gene fjx1). The coding region runs from base 505 to 1788 and encodes 427 amino acids. Gene Ontology annotation, biological process: cell-cell signaling. The record is from RefSeq and is a predicted model, not a curated record. The transcript has a single exon. Lineage: Eukaryota; Metazoa; Chordata; Actinopteri; Cyprinodontiformes; Poeciliidae.